This is a messenger RNA of Loxodonta africana (African savanna elephant), 2230 nucleotides long. It is a transcript of the gene ACTR3B, whose product is annotated as actin related protein 3B. The transcript has 10 exons. The record is from RefSeq and is a predicted model, not a curated record. Gene Ontology annotation, molecular function: actin filament binding. The coding region runs from base 49 to 1116 and encodes 355 amino acids. Lineage: Eukaryota; Metazoa; Chordata; Mammalia; Proboscidea; Elephantidae. Gene Ontology annotation, cellular component: actin cortical patch.
GGCCGCCCGCCGGUGGGGCCCAGCGGGGCGCGCCCUUGGCUCCCGAGCAUGGCGUGCUCCCUGCCUCCCUGCGUGGUGGACUGUGGCACCGGGUACACCAAACUUGGCUACGCAGGCAACACUGAACCACAGUUCAUUAUACCUUCGUGUAUUGCCAUCAGAGAGUCAGCAAAAGUAGUCGACCAAGCCCAAAGGAGAGUGUUGAGGGGAGUUGAUGACCUUGACUUUUUCAUAGGGGAUGAAGCCGUAGAUAAACCUACAUAUGCUACCAAGUGGCCAAUACGACAUGGUAUAAUUGAAGACUGGGACCUUAUGGAAAGAUUCAUAGAACAAGUGAUUUUUAAGUAUCUUCGAGCAGAACCUGAGGAUCAUUAUUUUUUAAUGACAGAACCUCCACUGAAUACACCAGAAAAUAGAGAAUAUCUUGCGGAAAUCAUGUUUGAAUCGUUUAAUGUACCGGGACUCUACAUUGCAGUUCAGGCGGUGCUGGCCUUGGCGGCAUCCUGGACGUCCCGACAGGUUGGAGAGCGCACGCUAACAGGGACAGUCAUUGACAGCGGCGAUGGGGUCACCCACAUCAUCCCAGUAGCAGAAGGUUAUGUAAUUGGAAGCUGCAUCAAACACAUCCCGAUUGCAGGUAGAGAUAUUACAUAUUUCAUUCAACAGCUGCUAAGGGAGAGGGAGGUGGGAAUCCCUCCUGAGCAAUCACUGGAGACUGCAAAAGCCAUUAAGGAGAAAUACUGUUACAUUUGCCCCGAUAUAGUGAAGGAAUUUGCCAAGUAUGACGUGGAUCCCCAGAAAUGGAUCAAACGGUACACAGGUAUCAAUGCAAUCAACCAGAAGAAGUUCGUUAUAGAUGUUGGUUACGAAAGGUUCCUUGGACCUGAAAUUUUCUUUCAUCCAGAGUUUGCCAACCCAGACUUUAUGGAAUCCAUUUCGGACGUGGUUGAUGAAGUAAUACAAAACUGCCCUAUUGACGUACGUCGUCCGCUGUAUAAGUUCUUAGAAGACUGUCUUGACUUUAAAAAUGGAAAUGUAAGGCCUCCCAGGAAGCAAGGAAUACACCAGAUGCUUACCAGAAGUUUCUCUGGCCUUCAAAAAAAACUUCCUGUUUAAGUAAUUACAUACAUCAAAUUCUAUGAUCAGGCGUCAACGUUAUUAGUUCCAUCUUCAGUUAAGUUCUACUCUGUCCUACAGGGCUGCUGUCAGUAGCAACUGACUCAGUGGCAACAGGUUUGGUUUGGUUUGAUUUCUGCUAAGGGGUGGCGUUGUGGAGACCUGUUGAUGGAUGGUGUAAGCCUGUUCUAAGGAUUCCACAAAGCUUUGGCAGAUUAGAGGAGGUAGCACUUCCUAAGACAGGGAUGGAAAGCAGCAACACUCUUUCUCAGGCCCAUUAGAUCUUGGGUAAUUGACAUCACGUGGCCUCAAUCAAAAAGAUCGUGAAUGUUUAGGAUCAGCACUUAAAAGAAAACCUGUUUCAGGAAAGCUGGUAACAGGGAACCCAAAGUUAAGAGGGGGAGAGUGUUGACAUGUUGUGGGGUUCGCAAACAAUAUCACAAAACAAUAUGUGUAUUGUUUAAUGAGAAAUUAAUUUGCUCUGUAAACCGUCUAAAGAACAAUAAAAAAAAAAAAAAGAAAACCUGUUUCUGGUGGAUGUUCUCUGUGGAUGUUGCUCAUAAAACAUUGUUUUUCUCAUAUUAAAUACAAUCGAAUUUCCCAGAGCAUUUUGCAUGACAAGGGAUAUAAAGACGAGUAAGAUGUAGAGUAGGUGUAGACCUGGCCUGCACAGUCUCCCAGCAGAACUGACUGGAAGCUCGUGAAGGCGGGGUUGGAGAAGCUGCCUGAAGGCAGGGAGUUUUCCAUGGCCCCUCCGUUAUUUACUGCAACCUGGUGAACUGGAGAAACAGGGACUAGGCAAGGAUAGGCAUUCCCUGAUCGGGCUGUUGGGAGUGGAUUAUACAGGCAACUGUGAACUGGGUCAGUGGCAUCACUAGUGAGGCAGGGGUGUGUGUGUGUGUGUGUGUGUGUGUGUGUGGACAGCACCCCCGACACUGUUGGAGGGGUGACACCAAAAUGACCCGAGGGUCUGUGGUGGGGGAGGGGCCACCAAGGCAGUGGUGUCACUAGGGUUGGUGUUACCUGUCACCCAGUGCAGUACCUGGUCACCCCACCUUACCCACCAGUAAGGGUGCAGGCAGCCAGGCCGUGGCACCUGCCACUGGGUGGAGAG